UAUGGCCGAAAGGCAACAUGGCCGCCGUAAACAUCUAUACCGUGUUUUUAUCGACUUUUAUCACUCAACAUAACGUUAAGAACUCCCCUUAAACAUGCUUUAAAAGUUAUUCGUACCUUGGCAUUAUCUAUUUUAAUGUUUGUUGGGUAUAUAUGUGUUUUUAUGAGGCGUAAGGAUGAAUGAAAGCAUACCAAUCGCAACUUUGUCAGGGAUUACGAGUUUGACAAAUCUGAUUGCAGAACUUCCUUUACCUCGUUCUUCAGCGGCUAAGCAUAAAGAGAGUCUUUUCAGUAAUCCAAAUGUCGAAGUUGAAGCGAAAAAGGUUCUCAACCGACCAGAUCCUGCAGUAAUUCAUCAAAUCAAGCAAGCUCUACGAAAUUCCACUCAAGAGCAAAUCAAUCUCAAAGAUGAGUUUAACAAGGUUGUGGAAGGUUCAAGCUCAAGAGAAGGCUCAUCAUUACUUUUACAGGCUCUAUUAAACCAAGAUCCUGACUUAUUUAAUCAACAAAAUGAUCAGUUAGGGCUUGAUGACUUGCUAGGAAUUCCUCCUCUAUGUCAUACAUCUAUGUCCCCACAGCUUUCACCAAAUCAGCCUUUACCAAUGACAGGCUCUCCUAUGUAUGCUGGAUCACCACCAGGACUUGCACAAGUUCAUUCACCUUAUAGACAAGCAGUACAUCAAAGUCCCCCUGAAGUGGGAAGUCCAAUGCAACAGUCUAUACCACCCUAUGCACCAAUCUCCCAGCCAUUUUCUCCACACAGAGCUGGACCAACAAAUAUUAUGAGCCCUAAUCAUCAAGGGGUGUUCAACACACUUGCUCAUGGACAAAUGUCUCCUUUACAAGGAAACAGUUUAUGUCAACCAAAUACUUCUCCUGUAAAAACAAGAARGAUGCGGAACAGUUUGGCAUCUCAGUCACCAACAACACAGAUUUCACCCCCUCAGUCCAUCGUGCAACCUAACCAAUCUGGUGGUUAUACUAUACCACAAGCAUCACCAAGAUCAAGAAAUGUUGAUCCAUCAUUGAGCAGCAACCUCAUGGGUGCUGCAGAGCUCAGUCAUUUUAACUUGGGAUCAUCACCAAGUACAUCAGCAUAUGCUGGUACUGGCUAUAACAGUCUAUCAGCUCUGGAAGCACUUGCUUCAAGCAAUGGAUUUGCCCUUGCCCCCAACUCGAUACAAAAAGCAUCACAAAAUUCUUCAGGGAAAACUAUAGAUAGCACAAAUUCAUUAAGUGCUCAUCAUCAAAAUAACCAUUGGUCAUCGCAACAAUAUGAUGGAGUCCAGGAUUCUAAUGUUGCUACAAACCAGUAUAAUAUAGAUACAAGCAUCACAGAAACUAUUGACUCUGGUAUUUCCCUUCCUGCAGCCAAAAAAGGAUCAAGAAAAAAGCAUGUGGACAGAUCAUUAAGUAAGGCAAAUGUACAUCAUGAACCUGAAUUACCUCAAGAACAAAUUGGGGAUAAUACAAUAUCACAAAAGGAUCAAGGACUUAAAGAUAAUUCAUGGACUAAUUUCAACCAUGGCAUUGAUAAGCAAAGACUUCCUAUACAAACUCCUAAUGAGUGCAGUCCUGAUGGUACUAUAGAUUUAAACAGCACUGUGAAUCAUAUGUACAUAGAUAGUACCAUGAAAUCAACAACAAAAGAACUCGUUUCACAGUCAGGAGUCCUAAAGGAGUUACAAUUGUGUAUUCCUAAAUUAGUCAUCACCAAGAUUAAGGAACGCAGAGGGUCUAAAGAGAUUGAAACUCAUAGUGUAAGGACUAUAAUGCCUGGAGAAGAAGACAUAUUAUCUGUGAAAAAGAAGAGAAGAAGAUCUAGUGAGGACAUGGAAAAACAAAGUGAUAAUGAAAUUGAGCAAGCGAGACCAAAGAAAAAGAAGAAGAUGAAAGUUAAAAAAUCUCAGGCUUCAGAAAUUGAUGAGCUAAUGGAGUCCUCAACUUUCAAGAGGUUUUCAACGGCUUUGGAAAAUCUAUUUGAGUUUGAUGAUGAAUGUGGGGUUUCGUAUAUGGCUGAAGUAGAUGAUGAAGAGCCAGCUUCAGAAAGCCUUGCAUCCAGAACAGAAAUAUAUGAGCUUUAUGCUGAAACUGCUAAAUUGAGGUCUUUAGGUGUAACACAUCAAGUUCCAAGUGAUCAGUUAAUGAGAUUAAUAGCCAUCAUGGAACGACAUGUCAGGGAUGGUUUGUUACUUAAACUCAAUGUUGAUCAGGAUGAUGAUGAAGAACAAAAACUUUGGCGUGAUUUAUGCUUGGACAGGAUGAUUCGUUCAUUGGAGUCAUCAUUGGUUAUAUUGAACAUAUUGACAUCACCCAGUGUACCAAAGCAGUUAUAUGUAGAGGAGGUCAUAGAAAGGAUCAUUAGACUUGUCAAGUUCCAUCUACAGAACAAUAUUUUUCCUGAGUAUGACCCUGUCUACAGAGAUCCAGAUUCCAAAGAUCCAUGUGUUUUUGUGCCCAAGUCAAAACGGACCAAAAGCACCCUUGCAAAAGUUAAACUUCUUACAUCAUUUUAUAACAAAAUGUGUGAACUGGUGUCCCAAUUGGGAGAUCUUGUGGAUGUUCAGACCCUUACAGAUACAACCAUUUUACAGGUUUCCAGUCUAGGUACUUCUCCAUUCUUCGUAGAGAAUGUGAGUGACCUACAGCAUAGCUCACUGAAGCUUGUCAGAUCAGUGUUUAGGAAGUAUGUCAAGCACAGAGACUUGAUCCUUGAGGACAUUUUUGCAUCCUUGCAAAGGCUGCCAUCAACUAAAAGAAACAUGAGGAGCUACAGGUUAAAUGGCGAAGAGUCCAUCCAAAUGGUCACAGCCUUAGUAUUACAACUCAUUCAAUGCUCCAUCAGGAUUCCUGACAAGUCUGAGAUUGAAUCGACAGCUCCUGCAGAAGGGGAGCAGAAUGAAAAUGAGCCUGCAAAGGUUGAUCGAGACAUUGUCAUCUGUAAUUCGUAUGAAAAUGCACUGAGAACAGCACAGAAUUUUCUAUCAAUGUUUUUAAACAAAUGCAGCAGUGUUGGUAAGGAUGAAGAAGACUUCAGACCUUUGUUUGAAAACUUUCUCCAAGAUCUUUUACUAAUGCUUAACAAACCAGAUUGGCCUACUGCAGAAGUUCUCUUGACACUACUAGGGAAGCUGUUGAUUGUAACACUGAAUAACAAGUCUCUUGACGUAAGCCUCAGGGUGUCUUCCAUUGAUUACCUUGGUGUUGUUGCUGCCCAUUUAAGAAAGGAUGGGGUCACUAGUCAUCAGCUAGAGUCUGACAGCAUCUCUGAUGUUAUAGUGGAAUUGCUUGGUGAUACAUCAGAUGAAUCAGAGGAAGAGUAUAAUAAAUGGGAUGAGAGGUCAUCAAAGAGAGUAAGAGUUCUAAGAAAAGCCCUUUCAAACUACUUGACAACAGAAGGACAAAAUGAUCCAGCCUUAUUGUUUGCCAAGAGGUUCUACAUUGCUCAGUGGAUCCGUGAUGCUCAGAUAGAAAUAGAAAGAGCCAUUAGAAAUCCUUCAGACUUACCAUCAGAAACAAUAGAGGGUAUUAACAGUUCGUUUGGUGCUGGAGCUGAAAGUAUUCAGAAAUCAGAGGAAGAGAAAGAGUUUUUACAUGACUUGUUGGAUGACCGAUUCUGUAAUAUCAGAUCUUCUCAGCAUACACUAGACUAUGACAAGGCUUUAUUGGUCUCCAGAUAUCUUGGCUCUUCAAGGUCUUUCUCCAAAAGUUUUGAUGGAUAUCUUGGACAGAUUUUAAGAGUGCUUAAUGAGAAUGUAGUUGCCAUCAGGACAAAAGCUAUGAAGGCUUUAUCAGCUGUGGUAUCUGCUGAUCCUUCCAUACUGUCAAGGGAUGAUAUGCAGAAGGGUGUCCACACCAGGCUUGUAGAUAUGUCUACGAGUGUAAGAGAAGCAGCUGUAGAGUUAAUAGGCCGUUUUGUACUCAACAAACCAGAGCUCAUUCAUCAGUAUUAUGACAUGAUUGUGGAAAGAAUACUGGACACUGGUAUCAGUGUACGAAAGAGGGUCAUCAAGAUUUUGAGAGACAUUUGUAUCAACCAACCAGAUUUUCCUAAAGUCACUGAAAUUUGUGUAAAGAUCAUUAGAAGAAUUGCAGAUGAAGAAGGCAUCAAGGAGCUUGUAACCAAAGUAUUUCAGCAAAUGUGGUUCACGCCAGAGAAAGGAGUGCAGCAGGAAGUGUUACUAACACAUGUUGUACAGAUGACUGAAGUGGUAUCUGCUUGUGGAGACAAUACUGAUUGGUUUGAGCAGCUUCUAGACAAUCUGCUGAGGAGUGAUGAAGACUCGGUGGUAAAAUCUUCUGAAGAAGCAUGUUUCCAGAUAGUGGAUUGCUUGGUGGAGAACAUCCUUAGACAAGAAGAAAGCGUAAUUGCUGCAUCAGAAGGCCAAAGCUCAAGCAGUCAGAAACUUGUGGCUAGUUUGACAACCCUGUAUCUCAUGAGCAAGAUAAAACCACAGCUGCUAGUUAACCAUGUAUCAACAUUACAGCCAUACCUCAGUACUAAAUGUAGUACUCAGGGUGACUACCUAGUUAUCCAUAAUGUAGCUCGUAUACUAGAGCUAGUGGUUCCUCUAAUGGAACACCCAAGUGAGACAUUCCUUGCCAGUCUAGAAGAAGACUUGAUGAGACUCACUGUCAAGCAUGGCCAAACUGUUGUACAGAGUUGUAUUAGCUGUCUGGGUGCUGUGGUGAACAGAGUCACACACAAUAUCAAACUUGUCAAGGAUUAUUUCCAGAAAUACUAUGGUUUCUUAGUGAAAGCAAAGACAGAUCAUCAUACCAAAAAGGGUGCCAAAGGGCAGAACACAACACCCAAGCCAACCUUGUUAAGGUCGCUGUUUACUUUAGGAUUAUUGUGUAAACACUUUGAUUUUGAUGGGGAUGUGAAACCAAAGAACCAGCAGAGCUCCACAAGCGACAAAGUAUUUGCUGUAUAUAUCUAUUUUUGCAAGCAUGAAGAUGAAGAAAUACAGCAGAAGGCAAUCAGUGGAUUGGGGUUUUUCUGCAUGAGGUAUGCAGAGUUAUUAAUGAAAGAGGAUGCCAAAUGUCUUUAUCAAGACAUUUUAUCACCAUCCAAUCCAUCAUCCAAGCUAAAGUGGCAGGUACUUAAGAACUUUCAAACCCAUUUGCUUGAAGAGGAGAGAAGACUCAGGGUACAAGAUCAUGAAUGGAAAAAGCAGUCAGACAAAGAAAACUUAAAGGAACUUGGUGAUUCACAAUCUGGGCAAACUAGUGCUGUAAUGCAGGUUUAUCUCAAAGAUAUUCUGCAAAUGUUUUUCCAUCGUCAAAGUCAGCUCCGAACAGCUGCACUUACAGUAGUGACCCUAAUCCUCAGACAAGGACUUGUACAUCCAGUCCAGUGUGUUCCAUAUUUAAUUGCUGCUGGCACUGAUGUAGAGCAACAAACACGUCUCAAAUCAGAUCAACAAUUAACUGACAUUGACAAUAAAUACUCUGGUUUCAUACAGAUGAAGGCUCUUGCUGGGACAAAAAUGUCAUUUGACUUGCAAAAGCUUAUACAUGAG
This is a messenger RNA of Actinia tenebrosa (Australian red waratah sea anemone), 5524 nucleotides long. Its product is annotated as nipped-B-like protein. NCBI's taxonomy places the organism in Eukaryota, Metazoa, Cnidaria, Anthozoa, Actiniaria, Actiniidae. Gene Ontology annotation, biological process: establishment of protein localization to chromatin; replication-born double-strand break repair via sister chromatid exchange; establishment of mitotic sister chromatid cohesion. Gene Ontology annotation, cellular component: Scc2-Scc4 cohesin loading complex. The record is from RefSeq and is a predicted model, not a curated record. Gene Ontology annotation, molecular function: chromatin binding; cohesin loader activity.